GCUUCGUUCCCAGCCAGGGAGGAAAAAACAGGAGCAAGUGGAAGAGAGAGAGAGAGUGAGAGAGAGAGAGAGUCCUGCCCAGUGCAGGAAAUGCAGGGGACACUUUCUCAGGCACAGAUGUGCUCUGGGGCUGCUUCCUUUCACAAUGGACCAGCACUCUUCAUCUUCUCCUCUACCUCCACUCCUUGAGGAUCCCAGGCUUCCCCGAUGCACCUGAACUUCUCCUGGGCUCCAUCCCCUGGAGAAAUGCCCAGAUUCCUGCUGCAGCUGCUGAGAUGAACCCUGUUGACUGCAGGGCUUUGGGGCAUCAGCUCUCGUGAUCCCCUUCUCCAGCCAUGGGGUGCUGUCUGUGGCCUCUGCUCUGGUGUGCCCACAUGGUGCUGGCAUGGGGCACAGGGAUCUUCCAGCACCAGAAGCUGCCUCCUGUCAAGACCAGGACGUCAAAGGCAAAGGAAUGGGUUGCUCUGUCCUCAGCUUCCACAUGGGUGUCCAACCCGGAGUCGGACAAGGCAGACCUCGAGGGCUUUAACGCAGCCCUUGCUUUCCUACACUCUGGGGACACGUUGAGGCUUUCCCAUGCUAACUGCAGCCAAAGGUUUGAAGUGUGGGACAUGGGCAGAGCUACCAGCCCCCCUGAGGCCCUGCGGGCCUCCCUGCGUGGCGCUACCGAUACCUUGGCCCAUGCCACCAACUUUCUCAACAUGAUCUUCCAGACCAACGACAUCCGGGAGUCUAGUGUCAAGGAAGAUGUGGAGUGGUACCAAGCCCUGGUCCGCAGCCUCAUUGAGGGGGAUGCCCAAAUCCACCGGGCAGUGCUGACUUUCGAUGCCCACCCAAUGUCCUCCAAGCCCCAACUGAUGCUGCAGGCCACCAAAAAGAAGGAUGAGAUCCUGCUGCAGGACCUGUCGGGCUCCACGGAGGGUCUGAGGAACCUGAGCCGGGAGAAUGAGUGGUUCAAUGCCCUCAAGUCCCAGCAGGCCCUCUUCCUGCACAAGCGGGUCCUCAACAAUGACCUCCAGAGCCUUGACACCCCCAAGUGGAACCGCGGCGACAGCUACAUGAUGGACACUAGCCAUGUCAGGUGGUCUCCUCCCUUCUUGGAGUGUGAGGACGGCAAGUUCCUGCCCACCUGGAUGGUCACCCUCUCCUCCUCCUUCUAUGGGCUGAAGCCGGACCUGAGCCCUGAGUUCAAGGGAGUGGUGAGAAUGGACAUCAAGCUUCAAAAUGUGGACAUCAACCAGUGCGCCAGAGGGACAGGCUGGUUCUCGGAUACACACCGCUGUGACCUCAACAGCACACAGUGCGUCCCCCAGGAAAGCCAUGGCUUUGUUCUUGGAAGGUACCUCUGCCUGUGCAAGCCAGGGUUCUACGGUGCAAGCAGGUCUCCCAUCACUGCCCAGCCUGGGAUAGAGAAAAGCUCAUCUCAAUAUGGAGAAGUGAGUCCCGGGAACUUGCUGGAGUGCCGCCCCUGCCAGGAGGGAUGCGUGACGUGCGUGGACGACACCCCGUGUUUGAUCCAGGAGGAUUGGUCCCUGCGGGCUGCCGUCCUCUCUUGCCAAGCCUUCUGCAUGCUGGCUGUCUUUCUCAGUAUGCUGAUCUCCUACCACUUUAGAAAGAGCAAGAGGAUCCGUGCAUCAGGAGUUAUCCUGCUAGAAACUAUCCUCUUUGGAUCUCUGCUUCUCUACUUCCCUGUGUUUAUCCUGUACUUCAAGCCAAGUAUUUUUCGCUGUAUCGUCCUGCGCUGGGUGCGCAUGCUUGGAUUUGCAAUUGUCUAUGGGACCAUCACCCUCAAGCUAUACAGGGUCCUGAAGGUGUUCCUCUCCCGUACGGCCCAGCGAGUCCCCUAUAUGACCAGCGGGCGGGUGCUGAAGAUGCUGGGGCUGAUCCUGCUCUUGGUGCUCUGGUUCUUGGCAGCCUGGACAGUGGGGAUGCUGGAGAACAUUGAUAAGAACAUCCCGCUGGUGAUCCGCUCCCAGACUCCCCGGGGCCUUCAGUUCUAUAUCUGUGACCAUGACCGGUGGGACUACAUGAUGGUUGUGGCUGAAAUGCUCUUCUUACUCUGGGGGAGUUUCCUGUGCUAUGCCACCCGGACGGUGCCCUCUGCUUUCCAUGAGCCCCGCUACAUGGGCAUUGCCCUCCACAAUGAAUUGAUCAUAUCCACUGCCUUCCAUGUCAUCAGGUUUGUCAUGGUCCCUUCCCUGCACCCCGACUGGACGCUGCUACUGUUCUUCAUCCACACUCAUGUCACGAUCACCAUGACGCUGGCACUGCUCUUCAUCCCGAAGUUCUUGCAUGCAGGAUCACCCCUGAGGGAGGAGAUCGCAGCGGAAGUCUACGAGGACGAGCUGGACAUGAGGCGCUCGGGCUCCUACCUGAACAGCAGCAUCACAUCAGCGUGGAGCGAGCACAGCCUCGACCCCGAUGACAUUCGGGAGGAACUGAAAAAGCUUUACACACAACUGGAGGUCCACAAGACGAAGAAGAUGACUGCCAACAACCCUCACCUUCAAAAAAAGAGGAGCUCCAAGAAGGGCUUGGGUCGUUCCUUCAUGAGGCGCAUCACCGAGUUACCCGAGUCCAUGUCUCGCAAAGAGGAGAAGGACGGGUCUCUCACGGGAGGCAGCAGGAGUCGUUCAGGUUCCUACAAAAGGAGACUUCUAGACUCUGGCAGCUCCAGCAUGAAGAUGAAAGAUGAUCCUUCAAAGCGCAAACCCUUCUCUCUGAGGAAGUCUCACAGCACUUAUGACCAUGUACAGGACCCCAAGGACAGCUCCCCACCCAGAAGAGAAAGCACUUGCAAAGAUCCCUCACUGCUGGACUCCUUAAUGAGGAAAAAUCUAGCCAAGAAAGCCUCAGAGAGAUCCAACAGUGACUCCCUUGACUCAGCCCCCCUGGUCUACAAGUCUGCUAGUGCUCACAACCUCUCAGCAGACAAAAGACCCCUUCACCCAAAGCCAUCCCCACUGCAGAAAUCUCUCAGUGUCAUCACCAGUGCAAAAGAAAAGGCCCUGCUGCUGCCUAGCCAGGCAUAUUUGGAAGAUAGCUACCAACAAACUAGAGAAGAGAAGAAGAUAGAAGAGGGAGCCUCCACUCCUGAAAUGCAGUACUUGAGGUAUACAGAUGGUGGGGAGGCAGCCAACCAGACCACAAAGCAGCCAGAGAGCAAGAAUGUAUCAGAAGGGACUCUGAGCACUCUCCUACAAAACAGUUUCGAUAAAGCCGAAGUUUGCCCCUGGGAAGUGGAAGAGCCCGUGUCAGAGAGCAAGUCACAGAAACAUGUCACAUACGCUCCUAUAAAGAGCAUCAGCGUCGACAGCUCUCACUUGUCUGGGAGGAUUCACCCUCCCAGCAAGAGGACACCGCCAGAGCCGCCCAUCAGGUACCAAAGCUUGUCUCACAGCCUUGAGAAGAGCGAGGCGGCUCCCUGGAACGUCCAGGAGCAAAAGCAGUCUCCUGCAGAUGCUGCUGGUAAGGAUGCAAAAGAGGCCCCGGAGUUCCUCAACACCUGGGAGGUGGAGAAGCUUCCAAGGAAAGCUGAAAUAGCAGACAAGGGAAGAAGUGAGCAGAGAGAAGGCAGCGCACAAAUGUCAUCCACUACAGGGAAGAACAAACUGACAACUCCAUCCUCUGUGGCUGCAGAAAUAUCUCCCUGGGAAGCACAGGCUUGCAAUCAGGAUCAACAUGAUAAGCCCACUGAACCAGGAGACUCCAAGAAACCAAGAACCUCUUCAGCAGCCCCCCCAAAUCUGAAACUUCUGUGCCGGAAAAACUCCUUCAAGAGCUUAGGGCUUGCCAUUAAAGCACUUAACCAACCAAAGGCAAACAGCAGUAUUAAGGGAAAGAAGGAGGGAGAGGGGAGUCAGAAAAAGAAAGACAGAGACCGAAGCAGUAGGAGAGAUAAUUCCAAAGUGGUAGAAACAUCAGCAGUAGCUAUCAGAGAGAGACCCAAGCAAAACGACAGAGCCAAAGGGCCCGAUGAAAGCCAGGAGAAAAUGGUCAUUAGGCAAGCAACCAUCUGCCCCUGGGAAGAACAGGAGACAAUCCCAAACCAGCAAAACAAUAAUUCCAGUAAAGUGUUUGAAACAUGCCCAUUACAGGUAAGCAAAGGGAAACCAGAGGGUCCCCAGGAUGAAUCAGCAUCUAGUAAAGGGAGUGCCAGAACAGAAAGGAGGAGUCUGAAAGACACAAGAGAUACCACAGACAGCAAUCUGGAAAAGAUGAGAAGCCAGUGGGAAAUCACAUAUCCCCAGGAGUCCACAGCCUCUUAUGGAGUCCCAGAAAAACUAAGCAAGUCCAAGAACAAAAUCUCUGAUCAGUCCAACAACGAUCCAAAUGUGGGCAGCAAGAAGGCAGAAGCCCAGCCUCGGGCAGCUGCAGAGGCUAAACCCAGUGUUAAAUCAGAAAUAUGCCCCUGGGAGGGGGCUGGAAUGCCGUCAAAAAAACAAGAAGAAGAAGAGCUUUCCAAAGAGGACAGAAGCGUGAUGCAAAAAGCAACAACAGGUCUAGGCAAAACAAUGGAGAAGGGGAGCAGCCAAGAAUCUGUCUACCCCCAGGAGAUCCUGGACUUGGAUAAACCUUCACUAAAACCUGGUACUGGAAGCCAAGAUCUAUCUGAAGGCUCUUCAAAAAAACCAGAUAGGCUGGAGAGCAAGAAGAUAGAGGUUUGUCCCUGGGAAACCAAGGAAAUUGAAACCUGCAUUCAGGCAGAAAUAGGCUCCAGACAAGUGACUGAGGCUUCACCAGAUCCAGGGAAGUCAAGACAAGACAAAGGUGAGGUUUCAAAGGAAAACAAAAGCACCCCACUACCAGCCGCAGCAACAGGUUCUUCUACAAGACUGGAAAAGGGGAGCAGCCAACGAGAAGUUGUCUGUCCUUGGGAGAGCCUGGACAUGGAGGAAUUGCGUACAAAACUUAAAGCACAAAGUCCUGGUCUGAGUAAAACAGCUUCAAAGAAAUCAGAGAGUGUUGAGAGCAAAAGAGCAGAGGUUUGUCCCUGGGAAAUGGAGGAGGAUAAUAUCAGCAUUAGAAAAUCGAAUUGCCCCUGGGAAGGGAGGGAGUCUCCAACAGGUAAGGGAAAACUCGGAAAGAACACAGGUGAGGACACUAAAGGAGACCACAGAGACGCACUGAAAAGGCCGAGUCCAAGACAAAAAAAAUUGCAGCUGAUGAGCCAGCAAGAAGCUAUCUGCCCAUGGGAGAGCACAGACAUGGAGGCAUUGUCUGCAAGCCCCCAGACACAAAGCCCUGCUCUGAGUAAAGCAGGGUCAAGGAAAUCAGAGAGCCUUGAGACCAAAAGGGCAGAGGUAUGUCCCUGGGAAGUGGAGGAGGCAGACUCCAAGGCUAGAGCAGAAAUAUGCCCUUGGGAGGAAAGUGAGACUCCUUCUGAGAAAGGAGUUACAAAACCAGACAAAGAGAAAUGUUUCAAAGGGAAGAAGAGCAUCACACCAGAGGCAAGAGGUCCCUCUAAAACCAUGGAGAAGGGGAGCAGCCAGUGGGAAGUCAUCUGCCCUUGGGAGAGCCUGGACAUGGAGGCAUUGUCUGCAAAGCCUGAUGCACAAAGCCCUGGUCUGCAUAAGGUGGGGUCAAGGAAAUCAGAGAGUAUUGAGAGCAAAAGGGCAGAGAUUUGUCCUUGGGAAAUGGAGGAGGUGGACUCCAGGGUUAGAUCAGAAAUAUGCCCCUGGGAGGGGAGUGAGACCCCAUCAAAUAAAAAAAAGUUAAAACAGCAGAUAGGUAGAGCUUCAAAAGGGGAAAAGAAAGGAUCUAGGGGGAGUGAAGACACAACUUUGAAAAAGAAGAAUGGGUCCAGCCCUCAAGAUUCAACCAGCUCCUGGGGCAGCCUAGACACGGAGGUUUCCACCAUCAAUCCCAACAUAAAAAGACAGCAUCAGUUUAAAAUCCCUUCAAAGAAGUCAGAAAGUGCUGAGAGCAGGAAGGCAGAAAUUUGUCCCUGGGAAAUGGAAGGGGUUGACACAAGUAUAAGAGCAGAAAUAUGCCCCUGGGAGAUGGAUGAAAGUCCAUCAGAGGAAAGAGAGAGAAAGCAGGACAGAGGUGGAGCUUUCAAAGAAGACAAGAGUAUCACAACACAAGCAGCCUUAGCAAGUUCCUCUACAGCACUGGAGAAGUUAAGCAACCAACGAGAGGCCAUCUGUCCCUGGGAGAGCAUAGACAUGAAUGAAUUUUCAGUGAAACUAGGGUCCAGAAACUCCUUCUUGUCCAAAGAUGCCUCCAAAAAAUCAGAAAGCCUUGAGAGCAAAAGGGCAGAGGUUUGUCCUUGGGAAAGUGUAGAGCUGGAGUCCAGCAUUCAAGCAGAAAUAUGCCCCUGGGAAGCAUCUGAAGCUCCAUCACAUAAAGCAAAAUUAAAAAAAGAUAAAGAUGGAACUUCCAAAACCAGGAAAGACAUCUCCCCAAAGACAUCCAGGGCAAAGGAGAUUGGAGGCAGUAUAUUGAAAAAGCCAGAGAAGGGGACCAGUGAGCAAGAGGCCAUCUGCCCUUGGGAGAGCCUGGACAUGGAGAAAUUGUCUACAAAACUUAAGGCACAAAGUCCUGGUCUGAGUAAAGCAGCUUCAAAGAAAUCAGAGAGUGUUGAAAGCAAAAGAGCAGAGGUUUGUCCCUGGGAAACAGAAGAGGUUGAUACCAGCAUUGGAAAAACUAAUUGCCCCUGGGAAGGAAGGGAGCCUCUAAAAGGUAAGGGGAAACUUGGAAAGAACACAGGUGACGACACCAAAGAAGACCACAAAGACACACUGAAAAGGCCAGAUUCAAGGAAAACUGGAGAAACCACAUCUAAAAAACUGCAGCUGAUGAGUCAGCAAGAGGCCAUCUGCCCAUGGGAAAGCACGGAUCUGGAGGCAUUGUCUACAUACCCCUGGGCACAAAGCCCUGCUCUGAGUAAAGCAGGGUCAAGGAAAUCAGACAGUCUUGAAAGCAAAAGGGCAGAGGUUUGUCCCUGGGAAGUGGAGGAGGCAGACUCCAAGGUUAGAGCAGAAAUAUGCCCCUGGGAGGAGAGUGAAGUUCCUCCUGAGAAAGGAGUCACAAAACCGGACAAAGAGAGAUCUUCCAACGGGGCCAAGAGCAUUACAAAUGUAACAGGUCCCUCUAAAACCAUGGAGAAGGGGAGCAGCCAGCGAGAAGUCAUCUGCCCCUGGGAGAGCCUGGACAUGGAAGAAUCCUCUGUGCAACUCAGCCCUAAAAACAGAGACCCAACCAAAGGCUCUACAAAGAAAUCAGUUAGUGUGGAUAACAGGGCAGAGGUUUGUCCCUGGGAAACCGAGGAGGCUGAGUCCAGCAUUAAAAGCAAAAUUUGCCCCCAGGAAGUGACUGGGGCUUCUUCAGAUCAAGGGAAAUUGAGAAAGGAUACAGAUAGGAUUUCCAAAAAGAACAACACAACAGGUUUACGGAGAACUGGAGACAUCACAUAUAAAAGCCUAGAGAAGGAGAAGACUCUGCAGGAGUCCAUCUGCCCUUGGGAAAGCCUGGACAUGGACAACUCCUCUAUAAAAGCCGUGCCUGGAGCAAUCAUAUCGAAGAGAUCUGACAAUGCUGAGAGUAAAAGGUCAGAUAUUUGCCCUUGGGAAGCAGUGGAACCAGGAGCUGUUGGAAAAAAAAGCAUUAAAGAUGAAGUAUGUCCAUGGGAUGUAGCAGGUGCCUCAUUAGUUCAGAUGGAGAAGCAGGCUGUAGAAGCAGCCAGCGCAACUGGCCCUGAGACAUCAGCACUCCAACUAUCCAAACCCACAAGCAGACAAGGCCAGGCUGCACAUCAGCCGCUUCAUCGCAUCCUCCCCAACUCCCAGUCUCUAAAGGCCCUGAGCAGAAGCAGCAGCACAAUGGUAGAUGUGCUCCCUUGGCAAGAGGCUCCAGUCAUGGCCAAACAUCUCAGUAAAGGCAGCACAGUGGUGGUUGAUGUCUGUCCAUGGGUACUGGAAGGAGCUCUGACAGAUCACACUGAAACCAGCCAAAACUUAAAGGCAUGUCCCUGGGAAGCCGAAGACAUUAGUCCCAUCCAUGCCAUGCAGGCUAAGAACAAAUCAGAAGAAAAAAUGAGAGAGGAAGCCAAGGGCCUGAGCCAAAGCAAAACAGACAUCUGUCCAUGGGACUAUAAGUAGCCAGCUCCACACAGGGGAAAGCUGGAUAUGGCUGGUGGUUUUUUUAUAAAAGACAGCAAGAUGCCUUCAGCCAGUGACUACUUCAGUUCUUAAAACAGCCUGCUGCCUGUCCACUAAAUGUGGAUUAGGGCUGCACCUGAAUUCCAAACUACAGGUAGAUUGCACGUGUGACAACAUCCCAUAUGAGGCUACCCUUUGUCAAUUCAGUCAGAGGAUAUGAACCAUGCUUGGGACUGAAGUCACACUAUGGACCACUUGCUGUCAAGGGACAGUCAUGACUUUCUGCCUUCACAGAAAAAAACCCAAGCCAGCUGUGAUACUCUGCACAUUUCAUCUUCUGUUUGUCAACAUGUAGCAGCAGGGUAGUGUAAAGUCGCCCUUGUCAAACCCACGGUAUCAAAGUAUCCAGACCAUCCUCAAAACCAGCCUCACCUGCUUUCACCAACCACGCGUGUGAUGCGAAAUCUGUAAUUCACUAAACAAAAAGUCUUGACCACAAGCUGAACAAGAAGUUGAAUAGUCUUACAUCCAAGAGAGAGAUUCAAAGGAAGAGGCUCGUGUCUGCAGUACAACAAAGAGUGACUUGCAUAUCCUUAUGCAUACAGUUUGAACCAGUUUAAAUUUACAGCUACAUUGAAGUUAAGUUAUGGUCUGAAAUAUGUAGAAUGACUGGGAACUCAAUGAAUGGGUCCAACCAGGAAAGGGAAUGAAAUGAAACCAGAGAUUGAGAUGCACCUUAUACACAAAAUGCCACAUCCUCACCUUCUGGGGACCCAUAAUGAUCCCUUGAGCUAUUUACAUUGAUGCUUCUAUUGUUUCCUCAAUUCACUGACCCCGUUCCACUUGUACCUAUAAGCCCCAUCCUGCAAUGCUCAUCUCCAGCGAGGUGCUGAGCACCUUUCUGUUGACUGCUAUUGUUUAUGGUUGGUCGGGGGGAGGGGGAGUAUGGCACCAAUCAAGAUCAGUGCUCCACAGUGCAAGGUGGUAUACAGACCCAUGAAAGGAGGCAGUUCUUGCAGUAAAGAACUAUCAUUAGCAGCUGACUUGAGAUGACAAGUGAAGAAAAUGCACAAGGUCGGGGAGAAUGGGGCAAUAGGGGAAUCAUCUACCAAACAGCAACCUCAGCUCACUGGUAGGGCAAUGAUUUGAAGCCAAUGGAAAUAGAGGAUCCUGGGUCAUCAUUGGCAGGAUCAGGCUCCAAACAUCAAACUCUAUAUUGUUCUUUGAGCAGAGUCAAGUGAAACAACAGUUCUGAUGAUAUGCAGGGAGAGACCGAGUGUAAAGAUGACAUUAAAGAGAGGAGGAAAGCUGCUUUACAACAUGCCCCACAACCAGCCUGCCCUCUCCUCCAGUGCUGCCACCAUCUUAAUUUUAAUGAAGGGCAAUUGCAGGUAUCCAGUUUAGUGCCAGUCAGGCUCUAGAGCUUGGGAUGAACAGCUGCUGCUUGUGUUCUGACUCCAUCCCAUGUCAGUUUGUUUCCCUGAUUUAAAGGUGGUUAUUUUUAAAUUGCCCACAUGGGACUUCCACAGAUCCAAAACAAACCUGCCAGCAGUUUUGUUUUGCUGUGGUCUGAUGAAGGUGGCCCCAUGCCUGAAUGCUGCAAUUCAGUGAUUCCCAAAGCUGCUUCUCUUUUCUGUUGCCAGAAUUCUCUGCCCAUCAUCCCAGGAAGUAAAUUAGCCCCUGGGUCAUUCCACUUUGCUUUUAGAAAUCUCUGUUAAGGACUGUGCGACUAGCUACAUAGCACUGUUGUUACUAUUGCAGAAAUUUGACCAUAAGCGGAUCCAGUCUUAACUAACAAACCAUUAACUUUCCAAAGCACUUUGUCACUACCAGUUGGGGGGGGGGGGGGUCUGUGCAAACAUGCCUAGGGUUCCAAUUCAACUUCCUGUCAGACUAUAAUCUAUCCAGGAAGUGUAAUAGCUUUUACCAACAGUAUUUUCACUGCCUAUAGCAAGCCUUCACUUCUAGUAUCCAGAUGAUGUCCUUAUGCUGGAUGCCUUGACUGCCCUGUGUUCUACACUUGCAUCCACACAUUGUCACCAAUCCUUGUGGGGAGGAGAUGCGAGACCUGCCAUUAGGAAGCACAGCCCCAAAAGCACCUCAUCCCACAGCCUGAGGGAGGGCUCCAGAUGGAAGUAGGGGAGGGAAGGAAGAGUAGCAUUCUGGGAGCAAGCAUGCAAGGAGCAAUGAGAGGACUCCUCAAGCUGUGCAUGCAGUAGGUUCACACAAGUGAAUAGGGCAACUCCAUUUGCAAUAUGCAGUCAGAAAAACUCCAGGGAUAGGAAAUCAGAGAUGCUGUUGGGUGGGAACCAAGGUGCCCUGGCAGACAUGCAUAUGGGAAGUCAGCACAGUGCCUAUCUGUGCACCCUGUGCCUGUCUCAAGACAGGGCCUCACUUUCACUAGGACCACAGUUCGCUGCCUACCCCCAAACUACAUGGGAACUACACAGAGGAAGGCAGUUAUCUUCCUCCCUUUUGGAUCUUCCACAGGUAGAGACCCGGUACUUCUCAGCUGUGGUGGCAAAUGGAAUGUGAGAUGAUUAUGGGCAACAGGGCAGGAAGGGAAAUGCAAAGCAAAGCUUUACCCAGUAGGAAAGAAAUAUGGAAGAGCAGGGGCUGGUGUUAGAUUUUACAGGUCCCAGUUCAAUGAUCUGCUCACCAGUGAUUCUAGUGGCAUUUCCAGGUAGCUCUACCUAUACACAUGGGAGCCUAUAGGGGAAUGGUUGGGACAGAGAUGCAGGCUCUACUGACAUAGCUAGCUGCUCCUUUGUCCCUUUCUCCUUCCCUCUGGGUUUAAGGGCUGUUCAGGACAGCAGCAUCCUCUGUGUGUUAUCCCUGCCUCUGGUCCCAUUCAGAUGGGAUCAGCAAAAAUCAGAGAAAACAGAAGUGAAGACCUCAGCCUCAUCCCUGAGCUGUUGCUGGGCGCUGAGAUUUUCUCCCACUUCUCUUUGUCAAACUUGUCCUUUACUUCUACUCUGUCCUUAGGAAGUGGCAUUGCUGUAGUGUGCAGUCUGUGACUUCGCUCAGCACUGAAUGUCAAACAAUGAGAUCAUCCAAUUAUGUAAGAAAAUGUAUAUACAGAGAAUAAAGAAUAUUAUCUAUA
Molecule: messenger RNA, 11205 nt
Organism: Gavialis gangeticus (Gharial)
Lineage: Eukaryota; Metazoa; Chordata; Crocodylia; Gavialidae
Gene: GPR179
Product: G protein-coupled receptor 179
Exons: 11
Coding region: 336-8102 (2588 amino acids)
Biological process (GO): G protein-coupled receptor signaling pathway
Cellular component (GO): membrane
Molecular function (GO): G protein-coupled receptor activity
Source: RefSeq, a predicted model, not a curated record